This is a messenger RNA of Cavia porcellus (domestic guinea pig), 5963 nucleotides long. It is a transcript of the gene Spred1, whose product is annotated as sprouty related EVH1 domain containing 1. NCBI's taxonomy places the organism in Eukaryota, Metazoa, Chordata, Mammalia, Rodentia, Caviidae. The record is from RefSeq and is a predicted model, not a curated record. Gene Ontology annotation, cellular component: membrane. The transcript is spliced from 7 exons. The coding region runs from base 172 to 1503 and encodes 443 amino acids. Gene Ontology annotation, molecular function: protein kinase binding. Gene Ontology annotation, biological process: negative regulation of MAPK cascade; multicellular organism development.
UUCCCGGCUGGGGGGGCACCGUUCCGGGUGAGACGUCCACCAUGGUGAGGCCCCUGAGCCGCUGCCCCUGCGCCCCCCCGGCCGCCGCUGCCUGCUGCCCCUCGGCGCUGCUCCUGCUCCCCCGCCUGCUGUUGCUCCUCCAUCUCCAGAUCGGAUCACGGUGAGGGAAAGAUGAGCGAGGAGACGGCGACUUCUGACUACGAUAAUAGUUAUGCACGAGUCCGAGCUGUGGUGAUGACCCGAGAUGACUCAAGUGGUGGAUGGUUACCACUUGGAGGGAGUGGACUGAGCAGCGUCACUGUCUUCAAAGUCCCUCAUCAGGAAGAGAAUGGCUGUGCUGACUUUUUUAUCCGUGGAGAGCGGCUCAGGGACAAAAUGGUGGUUUUGGAGUGUAUGCUUAAAAAAGACCUCAUUUAUAAUAAGGUCACUCCAACAUUUCACCAUUGGAAGAUUGAUGACAAGAAGUUUGGCCUCACCUUUCAAAGUCCUGCUGAUGCUAGGGCAUUCGAUAGAGGCAUUCGAAGAGCUAUAGAGGAUAUUUCUCAAGGAUGCCCACCAUCAAAAAUUGAAGCUGAAGGAACAGAAGAUGACUUACAAGCAACUGAAGAGAACACUUCCAGUUCUCUAGGGAGAGAACACUUUUUCCAUCAAGAGACAGUUGUUACCAGUGACCCUUACAGAAGCUCAAAUAUCAGAUCAACUGCCUUUGCAGAUCUGAAUGUUAGACGAGUUUACUUGCAAAGUCAAGCUAAUCAGGUAACAUUUAGUCAGCCGGGCCUAGACAUUCAGAGCAGAAGUACGGAGUAUGUACAGCGACAAGUCUCUAAGGAAUCCGGAAGUCUAAAGUCCCAAAAUAGGGUUCCUCUGAAGUCAGUCAGACAUGUCAGCUUUCAAGAUGAGGAUGAAAUUGUCAGAAUAAAUCCUCGAGAUAUCCUAAUACGCCGGUAUGCGGACUAUAGGCAUCCUGACAUGUGGAAAAAUGACUUGGAGAGAGACGAUGCUGAUUCCAGUGUUCACUUUUCUAAGCCGGACAGUAAAAAGUCAGACUAUCUCUACUCCUGCGGGGAUGAGACUAAGCUAAGUUCUCUCAAAGACUCUGUGGUAUUUAAGACACAACCAUUAAAAGUUAAGAAAUCAAAGCGAAGAAAAGAGGAUGGUGAACGUUCUCGCUGCGUGUACUGCCAGGAAAGGUUUAACCAUGAAGAAAAUGGGAGGGGGAAAUGUCAGGAUGCUCCAGAUCCUAUUAAAAGAUGCAUAUAUCAAGUUAGUUGCAUGCUCUGUGCGGAGAGCAUGCUGUAUCAUUGUAUGUCAGACUCAGAGGGAGACUUUUCUGACCCUUGUUCGUGUGACACUAGUGAUGACAAGUUCUGCCUACGAUGGCUAGCCCUGGUAGCUUUGUCUUUCAUUGUACCAUGUAUGUGCUGCUACGUCCCUUUGCGAAUGUGCCAUCGCUGUGGGGAGGCGUGUGGGUGCUGUGGUGGGAAACAUAAAGCUGCUGGAUGAAAUGGUCCAGUGCCAAAAUGAGCUUAAAGUCUUUGUUUCCAGGAAUUAGCUAACUCGGAUUUAUGGAAGCUUUUGGCAAGCAGUAGAAACCUUGCCUGGUAUCACUGGGGCCACACGUGGAAGAAGCGGAACUCUUCAGUUCUUGGCAUUUCACACGCGAGCCAUGCUUAACUUCUUUCCUUGAGUGCAUGGCAUAUUUUGUUACAGGUUGUAGAGUACUUGCAGGAGGAUAUAAUCAUACCUGGUUCUUGACUAUAAAAAGUCACCAUAAAAUACGAUCCAACUAAAAGGGAUUAAUUUUUGUAUAUUUAUGCAUUAGGUGAUGGGACUUUUAAAGGUUUAAUUAUAUUAGGACGAACUAAAAAGUGCACUAGGAUACAGCUGAUUUCAGUCUAAGAAAAGUUAACACUUGGAAAUGACAAGAAGUAAAAGGCAAGUGCAACUAAAUCAUUUGUUAGUUGGUUUUUGAAAGCAGUUUUAUGUAUAAAUAACAAAUGUUUAUAUUGAACUAAAUGUAAGGUACGAAUUAUGACAUAUUAAACUUUCUUGCCCUUCCUUGAUCUGAAGUAGAUAUAUGUAUCUACUGUCACAUUCCAUAUCUUUUGAAUAUUUAACUCAUCUAAUUAAUAACGUUUUUAUUCCAUGUGAAUGAUUUGAUAUUUUCAUCCUCGUUUCUUUUUGGCUACAGUUUAUAUUGAGUUAUAUCUGUACAUUCUGGUAAUCUAAAUCCUUUAAAAUAUUCUAAUAUCUUUGAGUGACCAACUUUUUUUUUAAAGCACAGAUGUAAUUGUCUAAUGUUCUGAUGGGGAUGUAACACUUAUUUUUAUAUAAAAAGAGACUGAGUAAACAUAGAAAAAAAGUGAAGUUUUUUGUAGUUUUGUUUUUUGUGGUAUUCAACCAGCAAGUUGUUUUCUUUCAGAGUUUCCUCCUUUAAAAAAUUAUAUUGCAUUUACAAAUGAUUUAUAAGGCAAAAAUAUAACUGGAUAGUUAUUAUGAAACACUUUCCUCUUGGUCUCCAUUUAUCAUUUGCUAAACCAGAAUAUGUUCAGCUGUGUUACUAGUCUUUUAGCUUGAUCCUCGGUGUUUAUUCAUAGAACAAGGACAGCUUUUCUUAGUUGCAUUUUAUUUUAUUUAAAUCUGCCAAAAAGAAAAUUAUUUUAUGUUAAAAUGUGUGUUAAACUACCCCAGGAAAGUAUUUAAUCCAGCGUUGUGAAUGAAGUGUCUUGUACAUAAAAAUUCGUUUCUUUUGCAGAGUAUUGUGUUCCUGGGUGUUAAAUUUACGACGUAGUAGGACACAUGUUACAGCAGAGUUUUAAAAGUACUUUGGGGUCAAAUUCUCUUUUCCUUCUUCAUCUUGUCUUCUUUGUCGCUGUCUCCAUCUCUUUUUGUCUUCUUCCUCACUGUCUUUUCUUAUAAGUAUUACUAUGAAAUCGAACAAAGUAAUGGAUUCUUUGAGAUCAUUCCCUUAGUGGGAUAAAGUUGAGAAGUGUGCCUUCCCCCCUCCUUUUUUAAUGGCUUAGUGUUUCAGAGGUCAUAAAAGUUUAAAUCACACUACCAUUUGAGCUCAUUUUCUAUGUAAGUCUUUAAAUGUCAUUUAUGUAUCAUUUGUUUUACAUAUCAAACUUAAGCUUAUGUUUGCUUUUUUCUUUUGCCCCAGAUCAAACUGAAUAAUGUAUAUAACACUAUCUGUCUGUAAAAUACUUUUUUUAAAAAAGCAUUUAUAUUUAUAUGACAGCUUGAACUGACAACAUUGUGUAUAUAGAUCAUCAUGAAGUAUUAUUUCACAUUGAAAAGAAGAGAAAUAUAUUGAUAACUAUAGAUGUUAUGAAGAGGUUAUUUCUAGUUUUGUACUAAAAAUCAAUUGGAUGAACUAAAUCCAAACCAUGACACUGUAGCAGCAGUUUUAAGUCUUAUUUUUAUUGUUUAUACUUUUGAACGCUGCUACACCAGAUGAUCUUUAUCCCUCAAGUUUUCAGUAAACUUGGUUUCCUAGAAUAGACUGUUAACUUUCAAAAUUCCUUUUUAUUGGUGAAAUGGAAAUACUGGUUUCCUUGUGAAUGAAUUUUCAUACUUGUAAGUGCUAAGUUCAUAAUUCAGGUUUUAGCAAGGUGUGAAUACCUGAAGAAAAUAACUUGCUGGCUCUGUAGGAAAAUGCUGUGGAAAAGAACUGUGUAUAUAUUUCUGAGAACAAGUUUAAUCAUUUCUUCUGUUAAGCACUAAUCAGUAUAGUGCUACUCCUGGUUCUGUACUGUAUUUUAUAUGCAACGUAUAUGCUUUAAUAUUUUAAUGUUUGUGCAUUAAUAUUUUCAAUUUGUUUAACCACUUUGCUGCUAAGAUUUUACUGUCCCAUCCCCAGUUUUUUCCUUUAUAAUUUUAAACAAGUUUCUUCAUUAAAAACUAUGGCGAUGAAAUGGUUUUUAUUUCACCUUGAAACUUCUUAAGAUACCCAGUUUCCAAUUAAGUCUAUACAGUGUGACCUGAACCCCUAGGUGGAAAUUUUCUCUUGUAAGUGAGACUUCCUGUGUGAAAGUAAGAUAAUUUAACUCUGAUUCUCAAAUAUGUGUAUAAACAUUGAGGGAUGUUUUCUUGUUCUAUACCAAUUUGGCAUUUCUUUUGAAAACUUUUGUUUAAUCUGAUUGUAAAAGCAGAUGGCUCAACAGUUUAAAACUGUUAAAGGAAAUUUUGAAAAUGAAGUCAUCUAAAUGGCGAAACAGGAAAAAAUGUGGCUUGAUGAACUUAUUUUGUUCAGAAUUGAUAGAUUUCGAAUUGUAUUUCUCCUAGCUUAAAAGAGUAAUUUGCAUCCUGAAGAAAUGUGUAUCUGGAACUUCAGCACCACCUACUGGAUGAUUUCCAGACAGGCACAUGAGGUGGAGCUAAGGGUCCCCACAGGGUUCCUCACUACUACUAGUAAAGGGCUAUUCAUGAGGUGGCCACCUCCUACCGUGGAAACCAGAAGUAAGAAAUAUCUCAUAGGAACUGUAAAACGCUUCUUUUCUCUAAUGCAUUUUGUUGGUUACUGAAAGAUUUUAAGCACUUUUUUACUAUCCUAUUUUAAAGUAUUUAUUGAUAUUUGGAACUGGCAGUCGUACUUAAUGGAUACGCUAAGGCAUUUAUAGAACCAGUUCCUUUAACUCGCAAAAGCCAUUACCAAAAUGGUAUUCUCACUUUUCCUCCCACUGCCAGGCAGGGAGACUUUUUAAAAAUAAAUAACAUAAUGGCCUGUAUUUUACCGUGACAACUUUAGAGGGACUGUGUGUAUGUUUCUGGAAAGAUUAUGAUGAAGCAGGGAUUAAAACUGAAAGGGAAAAACUUGAGACUACCUAUUUUCAUUGGUUAUUCAGCAGUGCCUAAAAUGAGCUUUUGAAGUUACACAAAUGCACUUUCAACUCAUGUACAGUGCCAUCUGAUAUCUUGGGUAAGUCUUGCUUUUCUUUUCCUUUUCCCCUUUUCUCUCCUUAAUUAAUGGCAUGUAGGUGUUUCUUAAUAUCCAUGUAAGUAUUCAGAGUACAAGAAACAUGUACUUUCCUUUUGAUUGGAAAUAUAAAGAAUUUUAUGGGUGUUUCUUUUGUUGAAAUUUGUUUUAGGCUUUUAUGAUUAUACUUGGAAUAUAUAACCUGCAAAUAUGUAUUUAAGAUUAGAUUUUUAAUUGUAGCCCAAAGGUACAUUAAACAAGUGUAACAUUUCUUUAUAAAACUUUGAAAACCUUAGUUAAUUAAAGAGACUUCCUCACUAAGUAUUAUUUUCACUCCUGAUUAACCUUCAUUUCCACAUUUUUAAGUGUGAGGGAAAGCACUACAAACUUGCAUUACAUAUUAUUGCACUAAAAAGUCUACAAAUCAUGACUACAGCACUACAAGGUGUUUUGCAUUCAGUCAGCGUUUGAAAAACCUUUUUCAAAAACAACCGGAGGUGUUUUAUGUAAACCAAAAAAAUAAAAAACAAAAGGGCUUUAAGGUACUGUUUUCCUAGCAGCCAGGUGGUUAUAAAACUUUCAUAUGCUUUGCUACAUUGAUAAAUGUUAGCCGUUGUUCCUGAAAGCUUCCUAAACUGCUUACAUUGUUAGUUUUGAAAAUUUUCAAAAUAAUUUAGGUGAAAAGCCUUUGUAUUAAAGAUACACAUAGAUUUUUGUGACCGUUCCCCAUGUGUAGUGUCAUUUGCUUUCUAUUCUCUUGACCUCAAAAGUGCCUCACUUGUAUAUUACUUCCAUUAAAGGCUUGACUGCAUUCUUUCUAAUGAGCAAUGAAAAAUGUUUAAUCCAUGUCAUAAUGUAUCUCCUCAGAUAUAAUUGACUAGCUUGAUACUUUUGAGUAUAUAAUGUAAAUAUGCAUAUAUAAGUUUGUAACUGUUUUUGUUACAUCAUACCCAUGUAAUUGGAUAUAUCAGAUGAUACCAUAAGAAUUGUUUUAAUGGUUUUUUCCUUCUCUGGAAUCACCUAAUUAAACCUAUCAUGAAAUGUAAAA